This is a messenger RNA of Cucumis melo (muskmelon), 2821 nucleotides long. RefSeq lists its product as uncharacterized. The record is from RefSeq and is a predicted model, not a curated record. The transcript has 2 exons. The coding region runs from base 1660 to 2745 and encodes 361 amino acids. NCBI's taxonomy places the organism in Eukaryota, Viridiplantae, Streptophyta, Magnoliopsida, Cucurbitales, Cucurbitaceae.
AAGGACCUAACAACCUACUUUUGCCAUCCUUGGAAUUAGUUCCACUAUUUAAAAUCCGAGUCUUUUCAUUCGGUCCCGCCAUCCUACGGAAAGCUUAAGAGGCACCAGUCGGACGGUUUCACUCUGUGGCUCCGCUCACUGGCGCUGCAAUGGCCGCUUCGGAGCUGGAAGUUGCAUUUUUUAUCGAUACUGAUUUCGGCACCCGCCUGGCUGUUGCCGUUCCCCCAGACAUCGCCGCCGGAGCUUUAAAGAGUGAGCCCAAGAACCGAUGAAAAACAACUGCUCUUCUCUUUUCCUCUUCUUUCACUCCGUUUAGAAAUAGCUAUGUGGGCGUUUUGUUUUUUCUCUCUUUCAUCCGAGAAAUACCCCAUUUCAGAAGACUGUUCAAUCUAUUUGAGGAUUUUGACUGUUUAUCUUUCUGGGUUUUAAAAGAGCUCUACCAAAUCCUUUAGGUUUUUCUUUAUGCCUUGUUCAGAUUCUGGGUUCUUCCUCAUUUUUCUGCAGUAAUGGCAUUUCUGCUGCUUACUUUCCGGUUAAAAGUUGCAUUUUGUUUGUUCAUUAUGAAUAUAUGAUUGCUUAUAUCUAUUUUUCUCUGUGUUUGAUUUCUUAGGGGUCUUUUGUUACUUUACUGUUUCUCGUUUCCAUCCUCUUGUUUACAAUUUUCGCGAAGCAAACACACUACCAAAUGGCCCUGAGGGUCUUGGUUAGGUUCAAUGUUUAAAGUCUAAUGUCCCUGUUUUCAAAACACUUUAUUGGUCAUUAUUUAUCUCUCAUUCUUCUGACUGGGAGAUUUUUUUUUUAUAAUUGUAUUGUUAUAGUUAGCUUCCUUUGUUUUUUGUUUUAGUUCCUUUUGUCUUGAUCUUUCCUUUUUGUAUUUCCCUAGUCUAUUUGUUCGGGCUUCUCUAUGAAUCUUUGUUUUUUCUCGGAAAAAAGGCUAGUUUUAAGAUACGGAUCAUGGUUUUAAUAAGUUUGGAUUUAUAUGACAUUUGGAGUUAAGAAGAUUGGGUUUGUAGAUAUAUAUAUGUUGAAAUUUUACAAAAGAAGAAGUUGCAAAAUUCAGGAUUACUGUACUAUGUGUUUGGUUUGUGAGUUUAUAUGACUUCUGAAAGUUUGUAUGGACGGUGAGUUUCCUGAACUUUCGCUUGUUUAACAUGAAAUUGUAUAGCUUAGCUAGUGGACUUAAGAAUUAACAAACCUGUAGCUGUAGUGUGAGAUAAGCAAUCCAGAUACCUGACAUAAGUUUGGCUUCUGAAGUAUGAAUUACAUGGUUAACACGUAACUUGUAAGUCAAAUUUUGUUCUUAACGAUUCAUGUUUAGGAUUGAUUUGAAAUGGUGAGGUUAGGUUUUGGUGUGUUUUGACAUUUUGUCUGUCCUUGUAUUCUUUUAUUUUUGUUUUCUGGAUGAAAGCAAUUCUUUCUAGAUAAAAAGGCUCUAAAUUCACUUUCUAAAUAUCUAUAUUUGUCAAUGUUUAUAAUCAUUCUGGACACACGCAUUUAAUAAUUCAAGAUCAAUUUUGGGGAUGUGUUUGGAGUUGUAGAACCAAACAUUAAAGUGACUUUGAGUGAUUUUGAAUGUAACAAAAGUAAUUCUAACCAUUUCAAAAUCAUUUGUCCUUAACAUUGUUUCUACACUUGGACACUCGAACUUUUAAGUCGAGGAUGAAAGAUUUUAUUCCAUGUCAUGCGGGCUUAUGCCACCUCAGAUGCAAAGUUGCGUGCAUAAUGUCUAUAAUCUACAGUGUCUUUACUGUUUUGCCUGCUGAUCGCAAACUUUUUCCAGGGGAAGUUGAGAGAGUACAUUUUAACUGUUUCCCAAGUAUAGGAGAGAUCAAGGUGGAUGGAUUCAUGGUGAAGCAAAACUCGAACUUCUACCAUUUGCCCGACACGUUGCUCACAAAACUCGCUUCCCGACUGGAAGUGAUGCAGUUUCUUCAUGUCAAAGCACGGCCUUUGAAUGAGUUUAUUGAGCCUUGUAUACCUGAAAAUGCCAAUUGUUCCCCCAACCUAAACUAUGCCACUUACCCUAUGGAAAGACGAGGCUACAUGGGAACUGCCUGCAAGAGUAAAAUCAGAAUCAAUGGCAAGAAACAUAUUAGAAAAAGGUUCCAAAGGCAGAAUUGCUUAUCAAGACUAGUUGGCCGAGGCGUCUUAGCCUGGAAUACAAGGAGAAAGAGGAAAAUAACUAACAAAAAACAGGUUUUAGAGCACAUGGAAAAGAAUUCUGAUACGAAGGGUCUGAUAAAAGAUGUGGAUAAUCCCAAUGGUUCGAUUGAUACAUUGUCAUACCAUUGUGUGCCAAAUGACGAAGUGAGGACCACAAAACGAAGGUUGGCAAGCUCCUCAUUGGUAGAGGCAGCCACAGACAGUGAGUUGUCCUCUGAAGCCAUGUCUGUUUCUAGUAUCAUAAAAAGAUAUUUUUCGAGCAAUGACAUAGAGAGCAGCAUUUCAAACCAAUCAAGAUGCGAUAUUACUCAAAUUCGGCCAGAAGAGUAUUUAAAGAUGAAGAAGAAUAUGGGAAGAGGCCCAAGCUUAUUACCUUUGAAAGUUCCAUUUAAACCAUGUCCUCAAAAGGCUGAGAGAUCUAAGCUUGGGAAAAGGCUGGUGAUGGCUUCAUAUAAUCUUGGGAUUUCUCCCAUCAGGGGAAGACCAGAAAUUUCACUUUGUAAUGCUAAAGGUAAAAAGUUUCAAGAAAUGAUGACUUUAGCUAAAAGUUCUUGUUUUGAGAUAAGUGACAGUGAAGAUUGAACUUAAUUAUGAGAUUACUUUUGUUUCCACAAGUAUAUAGCAAUAUAAGGAUGAAUUUCUUGGGUUUUGUUUUUAA